UGUUGAAGAAUUUAUUUAUUUAGGGGGAAAUGGGGUUUUAGGUGGGUUUUGAAUGAUUUGGUGAGUAGAGAUUUGGAUUUGGUAUGAAAUCUGGGGUUUUAGGUUUUUUAGAGAUUCGUUUUACUUUAAUUUAGAGAUGGGAAAAUGGAUAUAUUUAGAGAAAUGAAGGUUUGAAAUAAUAUAUUCGUUUGAUUGUAAAAAGCUUUAACCAUGAAACUUAUAUUUUAAAAAAUUUAAAUUCUCAUUCCUAUAUAAAUACAUUAAUAUAUCCCAAUAAAAUUCAUCAUUUGAAUCAUAUCAUUCUCAGAAAGUGGUAAAAAUCCUAUACACCAAAACCUUUGCCCCAAAACUCCCUUUUCCUCCUAAAUCUUCUCUUUGCCACGCUAAACCCAAUCGGAACUGCCAAUAGAUCCCAGUCUCUCACUCUCUCAGCUACCCUAUUCCCCAUUUCCCAAAUAAUUAUUAUAAAUUUCA
Molecule: messenger RNA, 474 nt
Organism: Moneuplotes crassus
Lineage: Eukaryota; Ciliophora; Spirotrichea; Euplotida; Euplotidae
Source: the annotation of a GenBank genome assembly